Messenger RNA from Xyrauchen texanus (razorback sucker), 1999 nucleotides. Its product is annotated as ras-related C3 botulinum toxin substrate 3-like. Gene Ontology annotation, molecular function: GTP binding; protein kinase binding; GTPase activity. The coding region runs from base 156 to 734 and encodes 192 amino acids. The record is from RefSeq and is a predicted model, not a curated record. The transcript is spliced from 6 exons. Gene Ontology annotation, cellular component: cytoskeleton; cell cortex; plasma membrane. Lineage: Eukaryota; Metazoa; Chordata; Actinopteri; Cypriniformes; Catostomidae. Gene Ontology annotation, biological process: motor neuron axon guidance; small GTPase-mediated signal transduction; cortical cytoskeleton organization.
CUCGGUGAUGUUCGUCGUCAGAACCGCUGCUGCAAAGAGGGCAGUGACCGUAUUUUUGCAGAUAUCUAUCAUUUCUCGGGAUUACUAAGAGCUGUAUCAAAAUCAGAUAAUAUUAUAUUUAUACUCGUGCAGUGAAGCAGUCUGCCUGUCCGCAAAUGCAAGCUAUUAAAUGCGUGGUUGUCGGUGAUGGGGCGGUUGGUAAGACCUGCCUAUUGAUCAGCUACACCACAAAUGCCUUCCCUGGCGAGUACAUCCCCACAGUAUUUGACAACUACUCUGCCAAUGUUAUGGUCGAUGGAAAACCAGUCAACCUUGGCUUAUGGGAUACAGCUGGACAGGAAGACUAUGAUCGCCUUCGUCCCCUCUCAUACCCACAGACGGAUGUGUUCUUAAUAUGCUUUUCUUUAGUGAGUCCAGCAUCCUUUGAGAAUGUCCGUGCAAAGUGGUACCCCGAGGUGCGACAUCACUGUCCCAACACACCGAUCAUCCUUGUGGGCACAAAACUGGACCUGCGAGAUGAUAAGGACACUAUAGAAAGGCUGCGAGACAAAAAGCUUUCACCCAUCACCUACCCCCAGGGCCUGGCCAUGGCCCGUGAGAUCGGUGCAGUGAAGUACCUGGAAUGCUCGGCUCUGACUCAGCGCGGUUUAAAGACUGUAUUUGAUGAGGCCAUCCGUGCUGUCCUGUGCCCUCCACCCGUCAAAAAACGCGGCAAGAGGUGCACUCUCUUCUGAGCUAAAGUGAUGACAAUUCCUGGCACCCCCACACAAAACUACAAUAUUUUUAAUCAGCCUCUUGGGAAAUAUAUUGUACUACUCUUACAGGUUAAGUGAUAGCUGUCCAUGAAGUUCUAAUGUAUAUGAACCAUUGGCUAGACUUAGAGGUGUCGUCAAGGCGGUGGGAAACCUUGUGGUAGAUGGCUUUUGUUUUCGCGGCUUCAAGCGUCCAGAGACGUAAUAUUCCAUUUCAUAUUGUUUAUAUGAGAAGUUUACUGUAGUGGUACAAUGUAAUUGUUGACAUACUGUAAGGAAGUGUUUCUUGGUGUUGUAAAGGAAGUGUGUCAAAGAAAUGGGAAAUUUCUGUUGAUUUAGACAGUCUUGUACAAAGCUAACCAUUACAGUAUUAGCAUUCCUGGUGGUGUUAAAGUCUACAUGAAACCUCAUUUGCAACCCAUUUUACUUCCAUAAUGUGACGCAUUUCUUAGUGAAAUAGGAUUUCCAACGAGUAAAAAGCAUGUUUUUUCUUCUUCUUUGGAUUACCACGCACCAAUGAAUCAUUCACAAUAUGAUAAGGAACAUGUAAUAAGAAAGUAAAUAGGGUCAAUUUGGAUUUCAUGUUGACUUUAAGCCACAUGCAGUUAUGAACGCUAAAUGUUUUCUUCUUUAGAAACUCUUAAACAACAUUGCAAACACUAGGGAAGCCGGUACAUUGUGUCUAUAUUUUCAUGUUGAUACAAAAAUCAACAAUUUUGUGAGCGAAUACACUGUUUUUGAAUUUUCUUUCUUUUUUCGUUUUUUAAUGUAUUUUAAACCAUGUUCAUCCUUUUAUUCCCCCACCCUGAUCUAUGAUGAAGGGUGUUCUGGUAAUGCUUCACUAUCCAAAAUAUCCAAGCUUUAUUUGAACAAAUGCCCAUUAAUGGGUACGUACGAGUGUCUAGCAUGCCACAAUGAGAAGUCUUACUAACCCCAACCUCUCUUUAAUUGAAGGAUGAGCAUGGGCAUUUGUUCUCGAUUUUCCCACUUUGGAAACCUUGCUAAUGUGUCUGCAUGUGAUGUGCAGUGGUGUGGCUGUUGAGUGUGAGCUCUGAAGUCUAUAUGGUCACAAUCAGUAGUAUCCUGCGUCGGUGCUACAGCACUCCCUCUCUUUGUAAAUAACUCUCAAAAUGGACAAAAAAGAUGAUUUUCACAGCUGCCAAAAGACAUUUCCAUGAUGUAAUAUAGUAUAUUUAAAAAUGUUUUAGACGAGGAAUGCAUUAAUUAAUAAAUCUAUUCAUGUUUUA